Messenger RNA from Miniopterus natalensis, 10903 nucleotides. Lineage: Eukaryota; Metazoa; Chordata; Mammalia; Chiroptera; Miniopteridae. The record is from RefSeq and is a predicted model, not a curated record.
ACCCGGGCAGGGCUCUGCUCGGUGCUGGUGAGGGAUGGAUUCGGGGCCACGUUUUUGCCUGGGGAUCCUUUGCCUGUUGCUCCGGUGCCCAUCCCAUCCUGCGCUCCCCAAGGGUCUGUGUCUCUCGCAGGUGAUGAAUUUCUCUGCAAGGUCAUUGCUCCCUUAGGCUCUGGCUUUGAAGAUCGGUCCUUCAGAGGAAUCAUCCCGACUGUGUCUUCCCUCUGAGCUACGACCGCUUUCCAGUGGGAGCAUUGCUCAGGGGAGAGCUCUGAGGUUUUCCUGAAGAGAAAUUCCAUGGGGACUGUACCUGACCCUCUAAGGUCAGCUAAAACUUCCCUGAUCACAGCUUCUGGAAAAGAGGAUCUAGGAGAGGUAGAGGCUACCUCACCUCAGCCUCGACCAGCCCUCCUGUGCAAGAACACCAAUGGCCUUUCCGGCAAGCCUACGGAACCAGACCUCAGCCCCAGGGCAGCUUCCGAGGCCCUGAUGCAGGCCUGUGAGCAUGAGGCCACCCAGCCAGACAUGUCUUCUCCUGGCAUCUUCAAUGAGGUGGCAAAAGCAUCUCCCACGCUCAACUCCCCUGGCCAUUCCCAGCUGCCAGGAAACAGCAAGCCCACAGCACCAGCCCCGUGCUCUGCAGCAGGUAAGGAUCUUCUACACACAGCAUGUACCGCGCCAGCCAGUCAACACACCCACCAGGCCAUCCCAGGUGACCAGCCCAACGCCAGCGCCUCACCAAGAUCUGAAGAUACCCUGCGGGAAUCACAGAGACCCUCAGAGGGAGAGCAGCCGGAGAAGUCGAGCUGUCCUGUGGGAGGCACUUGUAGCAGCAGUGAAGAUCAAGCGCCCUGUGACUUUCCUUCUCAAGAAACAGUCCAGGGAAUGGUGCAAAAUGCAGACGCAGCUGCGGGGAUGCUCGGCCAUGCCUCCUCUCCCGCGGGCGGGCCUCAAGGGGAAAGGCAGGGGGCCUUUCAUGACUCCAAGACGAGGUCCUGUGCAUCUCCAGCAGGAGAAGACGGACGUUCAGGGAGCAAACAGCCCUCUGCCACCACCUCACCCACCCAGGCCGUGAGUUCUGUGACACCUCAACCAUCCCACCUCACUCGCGAAGGUUUGGCGUUUCCUCCAGACCCAGAGAAGGCGCUGCAACCAGCGCAGCGUCAGGCGUCAAGGUUCAGGGAGGCGAGUACCAUGACCAACCAAGCUGAAAAGGAGAUCCAGGGCGUCCCCAACAGGGCUCAGCAAGAUGCUGAGGUGCAGGCCGUGGCGAGUGUUGAGAGCAGAUCUGUCUCCACCAGCCCCAGCAUCCUCACUGCAUUCUUAAAGGAAACCCCUGCCCCUGAGCGUUUGGAACAAGAGCAGCUGCGUGUCCUUUGCCACGGCAGCGGGAGCCACACUUUGGAGCUGUCAGUCAACACCCUAGCCCCCCAGGAGUUGAGGCAGUGCCCUGGCAUCAUGCCAGAGGUGCACAUCCAGGCAGCUUCCCAGGGGGGUAGUAAAUUGGUGAGCCUCCCCGGUGAGGUCCUCAAUACCUCAGCCAUCACUGCUCAGGAUUCCUGCACGGAAGAUGGGGGGUCAGCAGGAAUGACCCCCGCGAGGGUGGAGCCCACCUCCAGACAGCUCUCAGGUACUCAUUCUAGCUCCCUGACAGCCAGCCCCCUGGACCAGGCUUCUACCAGCGCGGGAAGCCAAGAGGAAAGCGGCCGUGGAUUGGGGACGUCCGAAACCAAGCCCUCUGAGCGCGCAGUGAAGAGCGCAGGUGGCCACGGCGCAGGCCCAGACUGCAAAGCCUCCGACUCCUGCGGCCCUGCCCGCAAGCCUGGCCAGUCCGGGAGCUGGGGUCCCACUAACAAAGCAGACGCGGGAGAGCUGCAGCCUGCGUCGCCCCGGAGAGGAAAACAGGAACCCGACGGCGGGGCGGGCGCGGAGCCCAGAGCCCUCCUGCUCAACCCUAAGUCUCCAGAAAGCGGAGGCCCAGGGCCAGCUGCCAGCCCCACGCCCUCCCCGAGGACCCCAGCGCGCGCGGUGAAGGCGAGCCCGCGCCGGGCCAGCCGCGUCAGCGAGUUCCUCAAGGACCUGAACGUGACCGCGGCCGUGGCGCAGGUGGGGCUCACCCCCGGGGAGAAGAAGAAGCCGCUGGGCGCCGAGGCCCGGCUGCCGCUGAAGCCGUCCAAGCGCGUGCGGGACGUGGUGUGGGACGAGCAGGGCAUGACCUGGGAGGUGUACGGCGCGUCCCUGGACCCCGAGUCCCUGGGCGUCGCCAUCCAGAACCACUUGCAGAGGCAGAUCCGGGAGCACGAGAAAUCCAUCCGAGCGCAAGGCAGCCAGGCCCGCAGAUCCAUUUCCUCCGAGACGUCUUCAAAUAAAAAGCUCAAAGGCCGGCAGCACGGCGUUUUCCAGGCCCUGCUGCAGAGCCUGCGGCGCCCCGCCUGCUGCGUGCGCCCCGCGCCGUCCGCCGUGCUAGACUGAAGGGCGCGGGGCCUGUGCGGGCGCCUGCGGGGCUCGCGGGUGUCCCUCCGCGUCCGCGCUGGCUGCGUGUCCCCCCCAGAGACCAGGAAGGAAAAGCGAGUAUUAGCGACGGGAAACCGCAAGGACGAAUUGUUGGGCCCUUGGAUGGAAGCUCCAGAAAUUAAAAUACCAUUGCAGCGGGAAGCAGGCCUCGCUGCAAGUUUAUGACCUUCAUUAAGAGGAAAUAAGAUUCGCUGGGUUGUGUUUUUUCAUCUGUUGUUGCUCCUAGAACCGGUGUUACCAUUACGCGUGUGUCAUUUUGUGUCACCGUCUCAAUGUAUCACACUGAGGUAUUUUCCAUUGAAAUCCCUGCUCCGUGUUAAAAAUACCAAAAACACUAUUAGCAACACCACCGGUAUCCUUUCUAGUCCUGUUGCAAUAAGAACGCCGUUACCACGCAAAGUUUAAGGAGCCGAUAAGAACUAGGAUGUAAAAAAAAAAAAAAUUGAAACAAAUUUAACUCAUUCCUAGGCCAGAGGACAUGAAGUAAAAAGCAUUUAAACGCAUAAAAUGCCAAAUACGAAUUAAUAUUUGUAAGCACCUACAGAUAAUCAUUUUUAUAAACCUUGUUAUACCUCUUAAUAAAUUUAAGAAAGUUGUAUUAGGAGAAUUAGCUAUGCUUUUGAAUAUUAAUACUGCCCACAUAACACAUGAAUUUAUAUAUACAGGUUUUCCGGCACCGAAGGCAAGGUGCAUCUCUGUGAUUCAGACUAGGUUAACUUAACAUUUCCUUACCCUGGGGGAAGUACAUGUGGCUAAAUUCUUGAAAAGAAUCGUCAAAUUAUUGAUAAUACUAAAUUUUAUGUUGUAUAGGUGUUCUCCAAAAACAUUCUACCGACAGUGUUAGGGUUCUGGUAAGGAAUCAUAAAUAACCAGUUAACAAACACUCUUCUUUGUUGAAAAAAAGAAAAGCUUCCUGAGUUACAAAAACAAUGUGUUUCAUUUAGACUCCUGUAAACAAAAUGCAGUUUGUAUUUUUCUUUUGAUUUGGUUCAGUAGCUUCUAAUAGAAAAUGUAGUCAACAGCAAAUAGAACACAAGCUCCCUGACAGUUUUUGUAUGCAGACUAAUAUCACGUAAUUGCUUAAGUUUCUUAUCUAUCCCAAUAAGGUAACAUCUGCAAAUUUAUUGAUUUUAAAAGAAAUACCAUCAUAUCUCACCCUUCAAACCCAAUUAAAAAAAAAAAAAAAAAAAAAGGCUUUUACUAAAUUGCAGUUUGAGCUUUGGUCCUUGAGGUCAUAGGCCCCUGUUUGAGCUCAGCCCUCACCUGUCUCUAAAUAUGGACCCUGUCCAUGGGGCCCAUCAGUGUCUUGCAGGGCACUAGGCUAAGAUGACCAGCAGUGGCUUGAGAAUUGGGGUAAUGUGGGAGAGGGGAAUGAGCUAGGGCCCUGGAAAGGCUUCCCCUCCUGGAUUCAUUGUAGGGAGAUCACCGCCACCACCUUGCAUUUAGAAAAUCCAGUUGUUAGAUGCCGAAGAGGCACUGCUUGCCUUCUCUAAACUCAUUCGCCUAGGUGAGACAGAUGGCCAUGUAUUCUCUCUCCAGAGACUCAUAAAUGCCAUUUUUGCAUGAACUCAAAAAUCUCCGUGUUGGCUUUUUUUUUUUUUUAAUUCUUUUUUGCAGAUGCUGAACAUGUUGGGGGAAAUCAUACUUGAACUUAAACACCACAAGCUACACUGGACACACCUAAAUUUGUAACAGUCAUUGAUUUUACAUGUGGCCUGCAUGAGUAGACGACAGUCACAGCAUUCUCAGGGCCUGAGAAUGGUACUUGACAGUGGUUGUACUUGGAGCUUCUAAUGAAUCUUUUCAUGAUACAUUUUUCAGUUUCUUAUUAAGAAUGCUGUCUAAAGUACAAAUUCUCAUCAAAUUAGCAAUGAAAUUACUAUUAAUGAUUAGAGAUUUGGUCUAAAACUACAAAUAUCCAUUUGUAGUAAUGUUCAUGUGACUUCUGUGGGAGACGCCUUUUCCAGGAUGGAGCCUCACUCCUGUCUCUCGCUCACUGGCUGUCUCCCUCACACGUUGGCAUACGCGCUGUGUAUGCACAGAGAACACCCUGUGUACACACUGGCAGCUGUCAACAGUGCCAACUCCAGCUGGGCGGGCCCCAGGUAAUCCUCUGUGCGAAGUGGCUAGAACAGGCUGUCCCUGCAUUAAAACAGGAGGAAAGGAAGAAUUCAGCAUCUGGUAAUAAUAUUUAUUUUCAUGAGUUUGGAGUAACCACAUGAUUUAUAAAUAGUUAAAUGAGGCACAGGCCUAAACGAGUUAUAGGCAUUUGUUGCACGUUAAAUUUUAAAUUAAAUUAAUUAAAACUAAAUCUGGUGUUGUAGUUGUGCCUCUCAUAUUAAAAUGUAAUGUUUGAGGUGGUCACUCCAACUGCUUUUCUUUGGUGCUGGAACUAACCUUUAACUUAAGAAUCUUUAAUUUUUAAUUUUUUGUCUCUACUUCUGCCAUACUCUAGAGACUGUCACAAAAUAUUACAAAAGCUUUCUUGCUCUGUUGCUUAUUGAACCUUAUAGAAGGAACAGUUUUUAAAAACAGUAACAGAAACCAAUCAUCAAAUGGAUAAAUAAGAUAGGAGCCUGUUCAAGACAACCAUGUUUCUGCAUUAUGAUACCUACUUACUCUCACAAUAAAACCUUGAUUUGAAAAUCUGCCUUAACUUUGGGCUGUGGCACAGCAUAGACUCUCAGUACGUCAUUCAUGACUCCUCAGGUUCACUCAGCAGAAGAGGCUGGAAAACCAUUUGAAUGGCAGACUCUGAGUGUGUUCAGCUUUUCCUUACCUGCACGGCACGCAUUGGGUUGAAAGUUGUUUUUGUCCUUAAUUUCUUUUGGUUAUGUUUUGUUCCUUUUUAAUGCAUUUUAGUUGUUGAAAUAAAUGAAGAAAAUCUUUUAUUAAGUAAAUAAAUACAAAUAUUUAUUGAACCAGUGGUAAAAGAAAGAUGAGUUGAAACACAGUGUCUGGAAGAUAAUGAAACAUUUAAAAUGUUGAGAUGCUAUCCAGCUUACCCAGUAAAUACUAGAUUUUUUAAUUUAAAUAUUGAUUUUUCUAUUUUUAUGAUGACAAAUAAAUGUCAGCCCUUCCGCUGUUAUAUGUUUAUCUUCAGUGCUUUUCUAAUUAUGUCUUUCUUGGUUGUUGGUUUAAUGCACAGACCAACUACUUAUAAUAAGAUCCUAAUUAGCCGCCAUGUGUUUUGGAUCUGUGGCAUAAGUUGAACAUUUUGUUAGGUCAAAGUUAACUAGAAACCUUUUUGUUUGCAUCCAAAAUGAAAUAUUUAUAAAAUAGAUGAGUAUGAUUUCCUACCUUGACAAGUUCAGCCAUAUUGAAUAUCAUUUGAUUUUUUAAUCUUUAGAAUUGUCUGAUACUCAUUACUUUGGAUACCAGUGUUCUCCGUGCUCUAGGUUAAAUACCAAAAGUUAAAUAAAUCGGACUGAAUAUGCAUGUGUAACAUAUACCACAGAGUUUGAAUUUUGGAACCAAGUCCUUACUAGGAUUAAGCUUGUUGUCUUAAAAUAGAGAGCUGAAGAGGAGUUCCUAUCAUUCCAGGAAUACCUGUAUAUACCGCGUGAAGAAUAUACUAUGAUGUGACUUUAAAAUUUGUUUACAGAGGAUAUAUAUGAGUAUGCUAUUAAUGUAAAUUUUUGGCUUUUGCUGUGUCUGCUCUGUUACUGUUUUACUGCCUAAAUGUAAAAAAUUGCCUUCUCUUCCUUCAACAUAUUGUGCAAGCGUUAAAAGAUUUGUGCACUUCUCAUACCAUACAAUUCACCACAUCCCUUGUCUGCUUUUUAAGAAUCAGUAAAGAAAAACAAUGCAUUAGAAUAAGGUUUGCAUAUAUGUAUAUGUGUUUUCACUGAAAAUUGGGCACUUGUAGCCUUCUGUGGGCCUCUACCCGUGUGGUUUCCCAGUCAUCUACAGUGCUGCCAUGGAGAUGUUGCUGGUGACUCUCUCCUGCUUUGUCCUAAAUGGCGUUUGAGAAAUGAGGCCUGUGAAUUUCCCUUUGUGAUAAUAAUACAGUGAACUCAGCAGUAUCUUGGAUGAAUGAGCUGACCGUCUUGUCCCCACCCCUGUUUUGUCUAUGCAGUGAAUCAGAAAUCUUGUCCACAUUUGCUUCAGUUUUUACUAUUUUAUAUUCAUAUCUGAGCACUUGUUUUCUGUUAGCAAUGUUCCUUGUAUGAGGCCCUUUUGGUUGAAUCGCUCCAAAUGUUGGUCAGCUGCUGCCACUUGGCAAAUAACAAGUGAUAUGCUGAAUCUCCUGUCCAUCCUUCCUAAUGAAAUUCUGCAACUGGCUGAGUAAUUAUAAAUAUCAUCUGUGCAGACACAUGGACUUAAGGAUGUCUAGAAAAUUUUAGACACUUUUGCAAAAGGGGAAAUAUAGUCUUGUAAAUAUUGAAACAGAUUUCAAUGAACUUUAUCCUAGUCUUGGAAAAAAAAUUCUUCUUGGCUACAAAAAUCAAAUAAACUUGAUUUGCAAUGACCAAGGACAUAAAUGAAGUGGAGGACGAUGGAAAAAUUCUGUCUCACAAGUAACCAGAGGUCAUUACAAUUACUUUUAACUGUGAACACUCACCAGCUAACCUACUCACUUGCCACAACCAAAUAACCUCUCUAAGUAAAUCCAAUACAUCUGUAUAUAUGUGUAGAUAGAAAUAACAAAACAGCCUGAAAAAGUACUGUUGGCUCUUAAUCAAAGUGGUGAUCAUUUUAAAGGACACUUAAAUAACCAUGGGCCUUGGUGAAAUGACUGCGGAGGCCAGAAUGGUGCAACAAGAUGUUAUUUACAAGUUUGGUGUGUGUGUUUUUUAAGUCCCAGAUAUCUCAGAUACUAAUCACGAGAAUAAAGACUGUUGACUAUGAAAUCAAAGCCAAGCAAUAAUGUGCCGAAAAGAGGCAGUUAUACCAGCAAGUGCAUCUACUGUGGGCAUACCAUUAUACAGUACGGUCUGCUCCAUGAAGACUGACUAACCCACAGGAUAAAAUAAGUAAAGGCAUCAUUUCUCCUUCCUUGCUGGAAAAGCUUGAUUAUGAGCUUCAUGAAGAGGUGCGGCACCAGUGAGCAUUAUUAGGGACAGGGUGAACAGCCAAUACAGAAAAGGAGUCCAGAAGUCUUGCUAGCUUUAAAACUCAAGACAGCUCCAACCAGAAACUUUGUUGAAAUGGAGAAGUUAAACAUAUGGUAAUUACUCUUCCUGGACACUUGCAUGUAGAAAAGCAAUUCAGUGAACUCUGCCUGGAGGAUUACCAGCCUUAGCUAUGAAAAAUGGGUUUCCAAAUGUAAAAUAACUAAAACGUGAGUACUCAUAUCAAAAGGGGCCUCAAAUAAUGCCUUAUGGAAAGAAAAUGAUGUUCCAGAUGGGCGUUCCUAAAUACUACUUCUUCAUCAAGUAUCUUUUUGGGUUAAAGCUCAACUCCACUGGCUGCAAACAGUAGGAAUAAAAGUCACAUAAUUUGCACUUCAAGAAAAGGUACUGAUGAUCAACCAGCAUGCUGAUAAUUAUGAUGAACGAUACCCUAGUGAUUUAAGUGUGUUAAGGAGAAUUAAAGGGGAGAGAAAUGCUAACUUCUCUUUUGAUUUCUUAAGAUGUGGGCCUGUCAUCCACUUAUUUCUGGGGUGAAAAUUAUAGCUUGCUUUCUGAUAUUGCUGCUAGCAUUACUCUUUGUUACUUUAAAAAUUAAAUUGUCUGUUCUUUAGAAAAACUUUUCAGCAGUUACACAAUUUUUUUUCUGAUUCAUAUCAUUGCUUGUAAUAUCAAGUAAAGACUAUGUAUAAAGCAAACUAUGUUGAAUGAGUAAAAAGAGCUUAUUCGGGUUUAUCAGUAUCUCUUAACGAUUUUAGAUUAGGUCCCUUAGCAUUUAUUUUAACUGCAUCUUUGAGUAAAUUAUUUUUCAUAAUGUUUUUCAUAAUGUCUUAAAAUGAUAUUGAUAAAUCAGGAGAUUACAGUAUUAUAGUCAUACUCCUGAAUCCCUAGGAGGGGAGAGACUAAUUCUUGUUUUAAGGGCAUCUUGAGAUACCUUUACUGAGGUGGAGAAAGGUCAAUGGGGCCUGAAAACUCAAGAAAGAAAUAUACUAACAAUUGCUAAAUUUCUAAAUGUAUUUAUCUCUGCUGUACUAAUAUGUUGUGAACAAAAUGUUGUGCAUAAUACUGUACCUGGUUGUGGUACGUCAAUACAUUCUGUAAGUGUGUAUGGUCUGUGAGUGGUUGGUUUUCUAUUUUUAUGUGUAGAAAAAAAUAACAUGCCGUUUCCCAUUUUAAGGCCAAGUUCUGCCAUAAGGUAGGCACAUGUACAAAAGUGAAUGAACCCAACGAAAGCGUGCGUGUGUAUUCAGUAACAGUCCUUUGGGCUUUGAAGAUCAGAAAGGGCUGUUGAUUUUUUUAAAUCAUCUCCGAGAGUAGAUAACAUAACUAUCACAAAGGCCGAAUAUAGUAAUCGGUACUUUGGCAUGUUACUAAAUAUGCCAGGGCUAAUUAACCAUGCCAUUAGUCACAGGUAAGGUCAGUUCAUUGACCACUGGGAUGAUUUACGUUCCUCACACAUCCUCUCCAUGUUAAGUGUGUGACUAGGAUGUACAUACUAUGGGUAUGAUUGUGUACAUACCUCGUAUGAAUUAUGUAAAUCCUCAAAGCAGCUACAGGAAAGCAGGAAGAAGAAACAGUUGUUCAAAAGCCUCAAAAGGGCUAACUCAAUGUGUAUUUUCAUUUUCUACACAUAAGAAAUGUGUAUAUAACAUACUGUAAAUAGCUUACCCACAUAUGUGUGCACACAUAAAUGCAUUUUAUUCAUACUGGUAGACUUAAGUAAAUCACAAACAACUCAUUGAAAACUGCAUUUUUCUAUGACUAUUCUGUUUUACAUAUAUUAGUAUUGGUUCAGAUGCUCUCCAUUAAAUGGUGUUAGUCCCUGGUAGCAGAUUUGGAAAAUUAGGAAAGCUCCUCUGGGCCACGAAAAUGUAGUUAGCAUCUUCCUGAGGCACAGACUGUACCUGAGCAGCUACGAAGGUUUAGUGCUGUUUCUUUAAGCACCUAAUUUUAUAUCUGAAAAUGACAAACACUGGGGGAAACCAAUUAUGUUUUGUAGACCUUGUUUGUACAUUUAUUAGUGUGUUUAUUUGCACAGGCUGAUAAAAGCCCUACAUUUUUUUAGACAUUUCCCUAGAUUUCAAGAGUGUGUAAUCACGGGAAGUGGAAAACAACCGUAGACAGUCUUUUGAGAUCAGCAAAACGAUGUUUAGCAACACCAAAGAGAAGUCUAGAGUAAAAAUGCGUUUUAAUUACACAGAUGAUGUUGGUAGGACAACAGGAUAUGAGCAAUUGUGAGUUCCUUAAGGUGGACUCAAAUAAAUUACUAUUGUUGAUAAUAUGAUACCGUGCGGACUUGAUAAUAAGACCUCAGUCAUCAGCCUGCAGAUGUCAACACUGGACAUUUUUCAGUUUAUUGCAGUUCCAAUCUGUGAAUUGAUAUUGUUUGAGUUUCUCUCACUUCUUCCAAAAGGAAGUACACUAUUAAAAUAAAAAAGUCUGAUCUGGUUCCUAAAACCUAAUGUGAUUUAACUCCAAUCCCUUGACACUAAAACUUAUGUUGACUGGGUAUUAGUUUGAAGAUAUGAAUGGAAAUACCAGAAUUUCCCAUUAAUAGAGAAUUCUGCAUGGCAAGGUGCAAAAAUAACCUCUUCUUGGUAGAAAGUUAAUGAUAUCAUUUAAUACAUACUUAUGUUUCAGAGAAUGAAUGUGCCAUCUUUAUAUCUAAGAUAAAAAUAAAAGGUUAACCAACCAUAAGAACACUACAGUUACAACUAUAGCUGGCUGUGUUUUUUAACUACUAAAAACAUACUUGUUUAUAAGAACAGCAUACCUGAAAUCUUGAUAUUUGUCAAUAUUUACUGUGGUUCACAAGAUUAAUUUAUGUAAGUAUUUUGGGAAAUGUGUAUUAAUUUAAGUGCCACCCAAAAAAUUUAUAGCUAUCAAUGUGAGAAUCAUUUAUGUUUGUAAAUACUCAGCUGAGAAAGACCUAAAGUGUAGUAUAGGGUUAAAUCACUGAAGAAAUAGUAAGACCAAAAUGAAAUUCCAUUCAUGAAUGUAUCAAUAUUAGAAUCUAAAAUUACCUCUUCACGAUAUCUAUAUACAAAGGUCAUAAAAUGGUUUAUUUAAGAAAGCCCCCAUCCUCCAGAAAUUGACCUACUAAUUCAAUUUUAUUUCCUAGAAAAAAAGAUGAAAUCUUAUGAUUUAUAUAUUGAUAUAUCAAGACUGAAAUUAUAUACACUUCCACCUUCAUUUUGGAUUUAAUUUCUGAAUGGAUGAAUGAAUGAAAUUCAACUGAUAACUUAGUUUUACCUUGAAAAAAUUUUACAUAUUUUUUCCAUUUCAUUUUCCAUAAUAAACGUAAGAUAGAUUAAAAUUUA